Gopherus flavomarginatus (Mexican gopher tortoise) is the source of this 3810-nucleotide messenger RNA. It is a transcript of the gene CPNE7, whose product is annotated as copine 7. Gene Ontology annotation, molecular function: calcium-dependent phospholipid binding. Gene Ontology annotation, cellular component: plasma membrane. NCBI's taxonomy places the organism in Eukaryota, Metazoa, Chordata, Testudines, Testudinidae. Gene Ontology annotation, biological process: cellular response to calcium ion. The record is from RefSeq and is a predicted model, not a curated record.
AUGAAGUACAGCCUGAGUCAGAGGCUGUGGAGGUGGCAGGCAGCGCGGCUCAGGCUGGCAGAGGAUGCUCGUGGUGCGAGCGCUCGCUGGGUCCAGGAGGCAGCGCAGAGAGAAGUGAGGCUGGGGGCCGGCAAGCAGAUCUUAACUCCACGUUCUGCCUGUCCGUCCCACCACCGACUCCUCCAAGCAAGGACCCUGCCCAUCCCGCCCUGCGCCAGGAUGAACGAGAUCCCGGACCUGGCAUCCCAGUCCUCCCUGGGGGUGGUCUCUGCCACCUGUGUCUCCAAAGUGGAGCUGCGGGUCAGCUGCAAACACCUGCUCGACCGGGACACGCUCAACAAGUCAGACCCCUGUGUGGUGCUGCUCAUGCAGUCCCAGGGCCAGUGGAUGGAGGUGGACAGGAGUGAGAUCAUCAAGAGCAACCUGCACCCCGUCUUCUCCAAGGUCUUCACAGUGGACUAUUACUUCGAGGAAGUGCAGAAACUGCGGUUUGAGGUGUACGACAGUCAUGGGCACUCCAGCCUCGGGACACACGAUGAUGACUUCCUGGGGGGCAUGGAGUGCACCGUGGGCCAGAUCGUGGCCCAGAAGCGGGUGACCAAGCCGCUGUUUCUCAAGUACGGGAAGUACGCCGGCAAGUCCACCAUCACGGUGCUGUCAGAAGAGAUUUCUGGCAACAAUGGCUACGUGGAGCUGGCGUUCCGGGCCAAGAAGCUGGACGACAAGGAUCUCUUCAGCAAGUCGGAUCCUUUCCUGGAGCUCUACCGGAUCAACGACGACGGGAGCGAGCAGCUGGUGUAUCGCACUGAGGUGGUCAAGAACAACCUGAGCCCCGUGUGGGAGCCGUUCAAGGUCUCGCUGAACUCACUGUGCAGCUGUGAGGAGAAGAGGAAGCUGAGGUGUGUCGUCUGGGACUACGACUCCCGGGGAAAACAUGACUUCAUCGGAGAGUUUUACACCACGUUUGAGGAAAUGCAGAAAGCGAGUGGGGAGAACAAGGUGCAGUGGGACUGCAUGAAUCCAAAGUACAAAAUCAAGAAACGAAAUUACAAGAACUCAGGCGUGGUCAUCUUACUGGAUCUGAAGCUCCACAGGGUCUACUCCUUCCUGGAUUACAUCAUGGGCGGAUGCCAGAUCCACUUCACGGUGGCUAUUGAUUUCACAGCGUCGAACGGGGACCCCCGGAACAGCUGCUCUCUACACUACAUCAACCCCUACCAGCCCAACGAGUACCUGAAGGCACUGGUGGCAGUGGGAGAGAUUUGCCAGGACUACGACAGCGAUAAGAAAUUCUCCGCCUUAGGGUUUGGUGCGAGGAUCCCGCCCAAGUACGAGGUUUCCCAUGAUUUCGCCAUCAACUUCAAUCCGGAUGAUGACGAGUGUGAAGGAAUUCAGGGCGUGGUGGAAUCCUACCAGAACUGCCUGCCGAAAAUCCAGCUCUACGGCCCCACCAACGUGUCCCCCAUCAUCUCCAAGGUGGCCAGGGUGGCGGCAGCGGAGGAGAGAACGAAGGAGGCUUCUCAAUACUACAUCCUGCUGAUCCUGACGGAUGGGGUGGUGACCGACAUGGCGGACACGCGGGAGGCCAUCGUGCGGGCCUCCUACCUCCCCAUGUCCAUCAUCAUCGUAGGGGUGGGCAACGCGGACUUCACCGACAUGCAGAUCCUGGACGGGGACGACGGGGUCCUGCGCUCCCCGAAGGGGGAGCCCGUCCUCCGGGACAUCGUGCAGUUCGUCCCCUUCAGAGAGUUCAAGAACGCCUCUCCCACGGCCCUGGCGAAGUGCGUGCUGGCCGAGGUGCCGAAGCAGGUGGUGGAAUAUUACAGCUACAAGGCCCUGCCGCCCCGGUGUCCCAAAGCCGAUUCGCCCAACUCCACCCUCAACUCGCCCCAGUGAGGGACCACCCCUCCAGCGCCCCUGCCCUGCUGUCAUCCCUCAGCCUGGCCCACGAUGGACAAAGAAAUAAAAGGCAAAGGAGAGCAAGAGUGUGUCACUGUCUGAAUUGUACAGGCUCCCUGCAGCAGCAAGUGCAGGGCCCCAGGCAGCCUCCCCACCACUGCCCACAUGCCACGCUGCACCCCCUGCCUCCCCCGGCCUCUGAAGCACCCAGACUGCGAGCUGAGCCAGCAGUGCAAAGGCACAUAGGAAGCGCGGGGUGGGUGGGGGGUGCCUUGCUGGUUUCUCACUCGGGCGGGGUCCCUGCUUAGUUUGACAAUGAGCUUCUAGGCGUGAUGCAGUGACCUGGCCUUGGAUGCAGAGGGGUGGGUGUUUACAGUGUGAUGGAAUCAGGCAGGCAAGGGGAGAGAGGGUGGCAGUGGCUGGUCAGCCAGCAGAGAGUGAGUGAGGGGCUGGCUGGACGGGGGGGUAGUGGGGACCAGAGCCCGCUGCCUCCAGGGCACAGGUUUGGUGGUCCCAGGAGUACUAGGAAUGGGAUAGGGAGCCUGGCUUGUGGGCUCCAGUGGCUGACAGCUCUUGGGUGAGUGACCCAUUUGUGCAGUGAGUUUGCUGGUUCUCAGGCAUCCCCAGCACCCAGUGUCUAAAGGGCUGGCUCAGUUCUGGAAAUAAAAUUUCUUAGUGAUCUGGGAGACUCCCUCUGACUGGCUGCUUCUCUCCCUUCCCCGCCUCUGGGGGAAGAGCAGUCAAUCAGAUCUGCUGCAGGGAAUACACACCUAUGCACUCAAUGUUGAGGCCUCUCUGUCUGCUCUCACACUGCUUGAUUUCCCAUCUUCUGCCCAGAACGCGGCUGGCAUCCCCAGCCCUGGACCAGCAGCCUCCCUGACUGUGGAUCAUGUCAGCAUCCCCCAGGAGUAGCCCCUGCUGCCUGUUAAAGAAACCUGGAGAGCAACCUGACCAUCCUUUGCAAUGGGUCUGGAGUGGCCUCUUACCUGGAUGGCUUGUGCCCAGCACAGCAGACGUGCUGGGGCCCCAGUUCAUUGGGCUGAGGCCAGGUGAGAACUCCCAAGGUGGCGUGAGCUGCCCCCAUAACAUGGCGCAUGCGAGCUGACGACAGUUCUGCUGCUGCCUCUGUCUGCCUCUCUCACCUGAGACCGCCCAGAGUGGGGCCCAUGUCCUGCCCCCCCUGUACUGCGCUGAGCCCCAGAAGCAGCUGGUUGCUGGGCAUUUCCCACCCACCCUUUGUAUAUCAUAUCCGAGUAUUUUAAUGAACAACAAAAAUAACCAGGAAAAUAUAUGAACCCCCAUCUUAACUGGCAGAGUCUGAUCUGCUAGGAGCCCCUCCCACCUCUGACAGCAGAGCAAUCUCAUGGCAUGGGGAGAGAGAAUGAACAGGGAGCUCGGUCCGGCCCAAGGGACAGCCACUUUGCCAGCAUUGCCUCCAGCCUGUGCAGCGAAGCAGUGACAUAGGCAUGGCUAGGCCAAAGCUGCCAGUGAAAGGGAUCCCCGACUGCUCAGUGUUGCCACUUCCCCGUCAAGUGCAUGAUGCUAGCUGGGCUCAUUCACGUUGCCAGUGGAGGCGCUGUUCCCAGCUGUGCAUAGUUCUCCAUGUACCGCGUGCUUGUCUGUCACUUAGCGUCUGCAUGACGAAUCUCCUGUUCCUGCUGUAUGGGAGGAAUGAGCCAAUAAAGGCAAUGUUGUAUUCCCCCCUGUGUUGGUACAUUUUAUUGAAAGCUGCCUGAGCAGAGCAGAGGUUCCCCGCUACUUGGGAGUCCUCUGUGCCCCCCUUGGUGCACCAAGUUAGGCACUGCUGUCCCACAGCAGGAGUAUUUCUGCCUGACCCCCGUGGCGAUCAGCUCCUCCCCUGAAGUUUGAUGAUUGAUGGCCCUUUCCAUUUGUAGCCUCAUUGAUGUCUCA